Molecule: messenger RNA, 2046 nt
Organism: Nicotiana tabacum (common tobacco)
Lineage: Eukaryota; Viridiplantae; Streptophyta; Magnoliopsida; Solanales; Solanaceae
Product: B3 domain-containing protein REM8-like
Molecular function (GO): DNA binding
Source: RefSeq, a predicted model, not a curated record
UUUCCUAAUAUCACGCUCAGAAGACAAAUUCGCUCAUACAAAUACCAGUACCGUACUGCAUUUGUUUGACUAUCAAAGUAGAAAAGAUACUUUGACUAUACUAACUGCAUUUGUUUGACUUGGCGGCCAUGAAAGUCCGUCCAGUGAAGCCUCACUUUUUCAAACCCAUUCAGCCAGGUUUCAAGCAGGGUCUGGUCAUUUCCAUGAAAAUCAUUUUUAUCUCAAAAGGAGAGGAAUAUUCCAGUAGGUUUCUUGAAGUAUCUGACGGGACACGAGCAUGAACAUGCCGUACUAAAAAGGGCUGGUAAGAAGUGGCAGGUGAAGGUGAACGGCCGUCGACUAGAAGAAGGUUGGGAGAAGUUUGCAGAGGAGCAUGAUCUGCAAUUGGGAGAUAUGUUGGUGUUCAGACAUGACGGAAACAUGGAGUUUGAGGUUGUCAUCUUUGAUUCAAGUCACUGUGACAGAGAAUAUGCAGAGAAUCUGCAAGAAGAAGAAGAAGAAGAGGAGGAAGGACGAGGAGGGGAAGAGGAACAAGGAGAAGAAGCUAAUUUUGGUCAAUCUCUUUUUGAAUGCACAGUUAGAUCCUAUUGGGUUUCCAAUGGUUACUUGUUCCUUCCUAAGCAAUUUGCGUUGGCAAACAGUCUCACCAACAAGAAUUGUGGUUUGAUUAUUAGAGACGAAAGUCAAAGGCCAUGGAAUUUAAGGCUAGCUACCUAUCGUUCUCGAGUCUGUAUUGUAGGCAGAUGGAAAGAAUUCAUUGUUGCAAACGACUUAAAGGUGGGAGAGUGCAUAAUGUUUGAGGUUGUUAAUAAUGGAGAAAAACCAAUAUGGCAAUUUCAUGUCAAACCAAAUCCCAUCAUCAUGUCAUCAAGAAAGGCUUUUCCCAAUGAAGAAUCUGCUAAUCACAGCCCUUCUGGUCAAUCUCUUCUUUUGCUCACUGUUAAACCGUAUUUCCUUACAAAGGGUUACCUGCGCCUUCCUAUGCAAUUUGCACGGGCAAACGGUCUCACCAACAAGAAUUGUGGUUUGAUUAUUAGCGAUGAAACACAAAGGCGAUGGAAUUUAAGGCUAGCUACCUAUGGUUCUCAAGUUUGUAUUGUAGGUGGAUGGAAUGAAUUCCAUGCUGCAAAUGACUUAAAGGUGGGCGAUUGCAUUAUGUUUGAGGUUGUUACUAAUGGAGAUAAACCAAUAAGGAAAUUUUAUGGCAAACCAAACCCCAGCAUGAAGUCAUCAAGCAAGGCAUUUCCCUAUGCAGGAACUGACACUCACAAGCCUUUUAGUCGAUCUCAUUUUGUAUGCACUGUUAGACCCUACUACCUCUCAAAUGAUCUCUUGUACAUUCCCAAACAAUUUGCACUUGCAAAUGGUCUCACCAACAAGAAAUGCGACUUGAUUAUUAGAGAUGAAUUACAAAGGUCUUGGAACGUUAGGUUAUGUUCUUUUGGCAAUAGUGUAUUUAUCAGAGGUGGAUGGCAUGAAUUCCGUAAUGCAAAGUGCUUAAAGGAAGGAGAUUGCAUAAUGUUUGAGCUUGUUACUAAUGGGAACAGACCGAUAUUGAAAUUUAAUGGCAAAAUUUCUGGAGAGGAUACAAAUGUCAUUCAAGGGAUUAGUGAACAAUGAAGUUGUUCGUGACAAAAGGGCAGCCGGUGCACUAAGCUCCCGCUAUGCGCGGGGUCCGGGGAAGGACCGGACCACAAGGAUCUAUUGUAUGCAGUCUUACCCUGGAUUUCUGCAAGAGGUUGUUUCCGCAGUUGAUAACAAAAAAGAAUAAAGGAAAACUGAAGCAAUCCUCCCCCUCCCCCUCCCCCUCUCAAUUGAUUCAAUAUAUGGUGCACCGCAACAAUAAAGCCUGUUAUAUUUUCUUCCAAAAAACUCAUUAGUUACAGAUCAGAGGUUUGGAACCCUGAGUAAAUUGUUACAGGUGUAGAAGGAAAAGAGGUUGUAAAGUGCCAUUUCUUGGCCAUUGGAUCAACAACAGUGUGAUAUGUUCAUGCAUAGAUUGAGAAUUUCUCCUGGAAUGCUAACAUCUAUUAGACUUUUCUGCUU